AUGGCCUGGACCCCUCUCCUGCUCCCCCUCCUCACUCUCUGCACAGGCUCCGUGGCCUCCUAGGAGCUGACACAGCUGCCCUCAGUGUCAGUGUCCCUGGGACAGACGGCCAGGAUCACCUGUGGGGGAGACAGCAUAGAAGACUACGGUGUGCACUGGUACCAGCAGAAGCCGGGCCUGGCCCCUGUGCUGCUCAUCUACGAAGAUAGCAACCGGCCCUCAGGGAUCCCUGACCGCUUCUCUGGCUCCAACUCGGGGAACACGGCCACCCUGACCAUCAGCGGGGCCCAGGCCGGGGACAAGGCUGACUAUUACUGCCAGGUGAAGUGGAAUGAAGGGUAUGUUGUGUUCGGCGGAGGGACUCGGCUGACCGUCACAGGUCAGCCCACGGUGACCCCCUCGGUCAUUCUGUUCCCACCCUCCUCUGAGGAACUCAAGGACAACAAGGCCACCUUGGUGUGUCUGAUCAGUGACUUCUACCCGGGCACCGCGAAGGUGAACUGGAAGGCCGACGGCACCCCCAUCACCCAGGGUGUGGACACCACCCAGCCCUCCAAACAGAGCAACAACAAGUAUGCGGCCAGCAGCUUCCUCAGCCUAUCAGCCGAUCAGUGGAAAUCCUACCAGAGAGUCACCUGCCAGGUCACGCACGAGGGCCAAGCCGUGGAGAAGAGCCUGGCCCCUGCAGAAUGUUCUUAGAGCCCCACCCUCACCCACCCCAGGAGCCAGGAGCUGCAGACCCCAGCAGGGUCUCACUUUGCCCCUACCCACCAUCAUCCCACCUUCCCCCUGCACCCAAUAAACU
This is a messenger RNA of Lepus europaeus (European hare), 805 nucleotides long. RefSeq names its product immunoglobulin lambda-1 light chain-like. NCBI's taxonomy places the organism in Eukaryota, Metazoa, Chordata, Mammalia, Lagomorpha, Leporidae. The transcript is spliced from 5 exons. The record is from RefSeq and is a predicted model, not a curated record. Gene Ontology annotation, biological process: immunoglobulin production; immune response.